Messenger RNA from Pygocentrus nattereri (red-bellied piranha), 2621 nucleotides. RefSeq names its product glutamine amidotransferase like class 1 domain containing 1 (gene gatd1). The record is from RefSeq and is a predicted model, not a curated record. The coding region runs from base 402 to 1046 and encodes 214 amino acids. Lineage: Eukaryota; Metazoa; Chordata; Actinopteri; Characiformes; Serrasalmidae. The transcript is spliced from 7 exons.
GAUGGAGAAUGUUCUUUAUAGAACCAUAUACACAACACGUUCUCCAUUGAUCUGAACUUUCACAAUACAAAAAAAAGCAUUUAAGCAUGAAAUGGUUCUACACAGAACUCAUGAUUCGUAAUAGAAUCAUUGCAUUUACUUAAUAACCCUUGAAGAACCAUCUGUUUUGAAGAGUGUAGGACAUCACGAUUCUCUGCUUGGAUUUGCGGAACUGAAUGUACAAGGACAGUUUCAGGAGGAACCUUUUCGUUGACGGAACUAUGAAAAUAAAGAGAAGCUGCUUGUCUUUUACUGACGGUGUGUGUUUUACUGGCUCUGGGAAUUCUGUGGCUUUAGUGCCACCCGCCCUCUUUCAGGUCCGGGAAACUCAGUAAGGGUCUUACAGGAGUCCGAGCAGCAGAAUGAGCUCUAAAGCCACCUGCCUGAUUGUGGCCAGCGCAGCGCCCCAAGGAGUGUGUGCUCGCUCCUUCCAGCAGUGCUUCUCUCUCUGCAGUGCAGCCUUCAACCUCCAGACAGCCACGCCUGCGGGGAAACCUAUUGACUUCACUGGGGUUGACGAAAGUUCUGCUCGAUGGGUUCAGGACUUCAGCAUAAAGCCCUACGCCAGUCCUGCCAAACUGGAGUCCAUUGAUGGUGCUCGUUACCAGGCUCUGCUGAUUCCAGACUGUCCAGGAGCUUUGAAUGACCUCGCCCACAGCGGCUCACUGGCGCGAAUCCUCACACACUUCAUCUCUCAGAAGAAGCCCGUGUGUGCUGUGGGACAGGGUGUUUCUGCACUCUGUUGUGCCACAGAAGGACAGAAAUGGAUAUUUAGUGGAUACAGCCUGACUGGACCAUCUGUGUUUGAGCUGGUGCGCUCUCCAGAUUUUGCCAACCUCCCUCUAAUUGUGGAAGACUUUGUGAAAGAUAAUGGAGGCUCCUACACAGCCAGCCAAGAAGAUGCAGUACACGUGGUCUUGGAUCGCCACCUAGUGACGGGUCAGAAUGUACAGUCCACUACAGCUGCAGUUAACAACCUGAUCCUGCUGUGCAACGGCAGCAGGUAAAAGCCUUGUCCGUGGAGGUGCAUAGCAGUCUGAUUCUCUGACACCAUGAUAAUUGGGGUCAGACUAAGAAAAGACAAUGUUACUUGUUGGAAAAAGUGUGGACCAAGUAUUUUACUCCAUUUAUUAGGCCAUAACUACAGAAAAUAUGAAUUAAUGUAUAAAAGUAUGAUUCCAGUGAAUGGCCAGUUCUGUUGCCUUAAAAUGAAUGAAAUGAAUCGAGUCAAAGCACUGAAUAAGUUUAAGAGGCAGUGAAAGCAUUUGUCUUAUUCAAGCAACAUGAGUGCAAAGAGAGCACUUCCUGUUCGCUUCUCACAGGAAGUUGUGUGAUAUUCCUGUGAACCAUUGUAAAGAAAGUAAGCAUAUUUCUUUUUGUUUUUCUAUGUUGAUGCAAACAGCGAAACCGACUGGCUGUUGUAUAAAAGCUACCGUCAAAUCUCUUGAAUUUCUGAGAACAUUGUUAGUUUUCUCUCAGCUCUAUUUAUGUAGUGCUGAUGUAAUGAGAUAAAGGCUGCUGGGGCUGCGUUUCCCACAGUUAUGAAAUAAACCUGAGGGGAGCACUAGGAUUGGAGAAUGGGGGUAUGUGUUUGGGGAGUUGUGGUAGUUGAAUAUAUGGACCAUUCUGUCAACCGAUGGUUGGAGGGAAAAAAAAACACAUACAGACCUGAGAUAUUUACAAGCUUUAUGUUAUGAUCUAUUCAAACCCCAGUGGCUGUCCCAAACCCUAAAUUAUACUCAAAUAAUACUGUGAGCAGUUUGAUCCCUUUGGUUUAGUGUUAAAGUGUCCCAAAAUCCGUAAAGUGGUGUGUAACAUUAAGAUUGGUCACUACUGAAACACAUACUUAUUAAAAAUUAAGUAAACUCAUUUGUGUUUUAAUAAUAAUAAUAUGAUUUUAUGUGUGUAUAACUGCUUAAAGCUGUGUUUGCUAGUCAUGUACUGUUCUGCUCAAUAAUAGCUAAAAUUGUCACUACCAGAACAGUCAGCAGUGAACCACUUGGUAAUGCUAUGAGUGUUUUGUUAGUGACUAAAUGGAAUGUUCAGUCUUUUGUUUUAAUAAAAUAAACACAAUGAAGAUACAGACUCACUCAAAGCAAAAGAUUGAGUCUAAAGUCCAAGUAAUUUCAAAGUCUAAUUUGUUUACCACCUUGACUUUGAAUCAGAUUACUAAAAUGAUCCGUAUAUGGAUAUCCAAACUCAUUUGAGGAUUUUUUACUUAAUUAGGUUUUCAUAAAAGUCACAUACAGUAUGGAAUAAAAAUGUGAAAAAAAGCAUGUAAACAUGUACAAUAUAAAAUACAAUGCAAAAACAAACUUGGGUGGCUAUCAGUACAGUUGGGGAGGGGCUAUCGAAGUAUGGCCUAUGUGUGGGAUGAGAGAAUAGAAUGCAGGUAAUGGGACCAAAACUGAUUAUUUCUCUGUUAACUGUCAUUUUUCGAACAAACCUUUUGUUCAUAUGAUAAAGUGUUUGAUGUUCUGUAUUUGAUUUGACAAAAAAACAUGUCAUUCAUUACUCCAUUUGCAGUGCAGUACGUAUAAAACACCAUUAUUAAAAAUUCAGAUAAAUCUUCUUCAUAUAAA